Molecule: messenger RNA, 1455 nt
Organism: Ceratosolen solmsi marchali
Lineage: Eukaryota; Metazoa; Arthropoda; Insecta; Hymenoptera; Agaonidae
Product: lethal (3) 04053
Exons: 8
Coding region: 1-1275 (424 amino acids)
Biological process (GO): regulation of cytokinesis; positive regulation of protein localization to cilium; positive regulation of cilium assembly
Cellular component (GO): recycling endosome; ciliary basal body; centrosome
Source: RefSeq, a predicted model, not a curated record
AUGAAAUUACCGUCUCUGUUUAUCAUUAAAGAAAUAAGCCUUAAAAAUUCAGCAAGAAGAGAAGAAAGUUUGUUUAGCUUAAAACAAUUUCUGAAAAAUGACAAUCAAACAAAUCAUCAGUUUACUGGAGCUAGACCAAAGUUUUAUGAGCCACAAUCCAGAACACCAGAGCCUAGUGAAAAUCAUGAUACGGGAAAAUAUCCAAGGAACCCUACAGAAUUACCAGAUUUUGUACAAGAUCAUCUUGUUAUCGAACAGUGUUAUCUUGGCGACAAAGCUUCUGCGAAUAUUGGAAAUAUAGAAGUUGAUAAUUUGCCAGACUUUGCAUUAAAUAGUGUUGAGAAGAGACAUAUACGACAUUUAAAUGGUCAAUGCAAUAAAACUGCCGAUGGUACAAAAGAUAUUUCAUUUGAUCUUACAAACCAUUUAGAUAAGGAUUUUAUAAAAAAUCCUUCGCACCAAAGUUGUUCGGACUUUCCAAAACUGGAUGUCAUUGAUGGUGAAUCCGCUGAUGUGCCAGAAUCUUUAGGUUUUCCAUUUAAUUUACCAAUACCUGGAUGCGCUGAAUCGAAUUCAAAUGCUAAUGUACCUAUGUAUCAGCCUUUAUCGGAAGGAAUACAAAAUACAACAAAACUAUUACCCGACUUUUUAAGCGAUGCAUCAAUUCGUACUCGUGGGAUUUCAAUAGCCGAAAGACCUAACUGCUCUGGUUCAAAUGAUUCUAUCAAUCACUGGUUGUUUAUGGAAAAUGAGAGAUUACGCAGUGAAUUGCAAAUUGCAAGGAGACAAGCGAAUGAUGAUUCUAUGAGAAUAGAAACAUUAGAAUCUGAACUUUUAUCAAUAAGACAAUUAAAUCUUGUAGAAAGUGCAAAUAUUGAAAAAGAAAUGCAGCAAGCAGAAGAUAAUUUAAAACGUAGUACAAAAAGGGCUAUUAAUGCGGAGAAUAGAAUAGAAGCUUUGAAAAGAAAUAUCGAUUCUUUAUGCAUUAAAGUUAUGAUGUUGCGAAAAGAAAAUCAAGAAUUGAAAGCAACAAUGGAGACGAAUAACAGUGGUUGUAGGAAUAUAAAUUCUGCUGACAAUAGGAUACGAAGCUUAGCUAACGAUAUGAGACUUGCUGCAUCGACAGCAGAAGUUUCAUUAAGGCAAUUAAUGUCAGGUGUAAAUAAUUUAAGAGAACUUGCAUCCGCUCUUGAUAAAGAAGAUAAGACAGAAGAUAGUACCAAAGAUUUUUUACCAGAUGUAGAUGAUGACAAUGCAGCUGGACCAGCGUUGUAAGAACAGCAUUUGGAUUUCAGAUAUUCUUUUAUUUACUUCGUUCACAUUUCUGUCAAGUUCCUAAGAAGCUUGAACUUAUUUCCUAAAAGAAUAUUUAAUUUGCCUAGUAAUAUUUUGGAUGAGCAUAAUUGUGCUGCGUAAUGAUUUGCUUAACUUUAGUAUAAUUGAAAGAGUAAGUCA